AUGUCUAGACAACCCCGCGGCCAGGGGGCCUCCGCGCCUUCAACUUCCCGUCAAAACGAAUACUUCGUUCCCCGCGAUGGCAUCGACCGCGAAGUCAUCUCGGCCGACAUCUGCCGCUACCUGGGCAACGAUGCCCUGGUACGGCCUGGCCAGUAUGAGGUGCGUCUCAACUUCAUUACGGCGUCAAAUUGGGCCGUUGCUGCUCCAGCGCUGAACCCCCAGACUGGCCAAGUCGUGCAAGGCUACUACAUCACUGGCUAUCGAAACCUGACGACGGCCAUGAUUGAAGACCUCAAAGCCGACUCUGCGCGCUGGGACGCCGAGAGGCGUGCGCAGACGUCCCGCAAUACCCCAGGAGGCCAAUAUCGUAUGUCCGAGACGCACCAGUCUCGCCAGAACCGUGGUCCAACCGAAGGUCACUAUCCACCGGAUGGAUAUGGCCACGACGGACCUCGAUACCCCGGAACUGGCGCCCCUGGCUACACUGGAGCGUCCCCCUCAUACGCACAACCUAGCUAUGGCGGCCCCGGCGGUGCUUACGGCUACGGGCAGUCCCCUCCGCCAGACCCAAGGUAUUCGGGAUCGUACUCGCAGGGCGGCCAGCCUCCUAUGGACGGGUUCGAUGAUCGUGCUUACAUCCACACGGGCGCCAACCUCAACCGGACCGGUGCCCCGCCCCAGCCUACCUAUGUCACAGCCCCCCCAAUGCAGCCGGGAUAUCAAUCUGCUCCUUACAAUUAUCAGUCGCAGGUGCCUACUACGAACGGGCCAUCGUACUCGAGUAUGCAGGCUCCCGACUCAUCCUUCAGUCGAGCAACCCAGGUCCCCCCCGCAGGAUACUCCCAAGGACAGUAUGCAGAAGUCUCCAGUGGUCGUACCUCUGUGGCCCCCCCUUCCGCACCCACUCCAUCAAACAGCUCCUCCAAGCGACGUAGUGACCGAGAUGACGACAGGCACACCCCAUCUGACCGUCACCACCGGCAACCUCGUCGGUAA
This is a messenger RNA of Clonostachys rhizophaga, 996 nucleotides long. Lineage: Eukaryota; Fungi; Ascomycota; Sordariomycetes; Hypocreales; Bionectriaceae. The record is from the annotation of a GenBank genome assembly.